GUGUAUAAAGGUGAUCCUUCUUCCGCGCUGGUUGUCACUUCAAUGCGUCUCCGCCUUGCCCAGGGACGCAGGGAAUUGCGCCAACACGGCCGGUGUCUAGGUUUAUUCAGGUCGUUCCUCCAGCACCCAACCAGCGGAUACUCAAUCCAGGGGCCACAAUAGGACCCUUCGUGCCGUGCCGGACGCCACAUCCUUCAGCCACGAUGCAUAUCGCCUCGAUCACAGUAGGCCUUCUGGGCGUUCUAGCUGCUGGUGUCUCGAGCAUACCCACCUCACCAGCUGCCGGUAUUGCAACCCGCCAAGCCACUUGCACCACAGACAACGCCAUUGUCCGCAAGGAAUGGACUGCCAUGACCCGGGCUGAGCGCCUUGCUUACAUCUCUGGCAUCAAGUGCUUGCAAUCUCUGCCUUCGCGUUUCCCUGCAGGUCUCAUCCCUGCCGCCAUCAACAACUACGACGACUUCACGGCGGUGCACAUCAACCAAUCCUUCUCGAUCCACAUCUCGGGCACCUUCCUCUCAUGGCAUCGCGAGAUGUUGCACAUCCUCGAAGGGGAGCUACACUCAAAGUGCAACUACCCGGUGCAGCUUGGCAUUCCGUACUGGAACUGGCUCAAGGAUCCCCUGCUCGACGUGUCUCCCAUCUUCUCGGGCGCCGACGACACUCUUGGCUCGAACGGCGAUCCUGACCCGAACCCGCAGCCGAUCCAGCUGACCGAGAACGUCUCCAUCCCUCACGGCACUGGCGGGCUUUGUGUGACCAAGGGCCCAUUCGCGAACAUGGAGAUCCGCUUCGGCCCCUUCUCUCCGUUGCUCAUACCCGGCGGCGUGAUACCUGCGAACUGGACGGCCUCUAACCCCCGCUGUCUGACGCGGGAUUUCAACCCCUACAUUUCGACGACACACUUGAACGUAGCCUUUGUCACGCUGCUGCAGGCAUCCUUGACAAUUGCCGAUUUUCAGGACCGGUUGACGCCGACCGCGUUGGGGGUCACGGGCUUGGGCUUGCAUCGCGCGGGACAUCUUGCGUUGGGUGGACCAGCGAGCGAUUUCUUUGCCAGUCCUCAGGAUCCAAGCUUCUUCCUACACCAUUCUCAGGUGGAUCGCAUGUGGACGAUCUGGCAGGACAGCGACAUCACCAGCGGACGACGGUACGCGUACAACGGGACCAGCACGACGAACAGCCCAGUCGGGGUCACGCCCGAGGUGAACAACUCGACCGUCAUCACUUUUGGCCCACUUGGGGAAAGCAUUUCCUUAGGGGAAGCGGCGGACCCCAUGGCAGGGAGGUACUGCUACCGAUAUGAGUAAGGUAGGUUGUCGAGCGGCUUCGGCAGAAUGGAGAUGCUCAAGUAUAGGUCACAGGAGGCUUGUUUGCCACUGUAAUAGUUUACUGCUACUGCAGGAGUUGACCGCCAUGACCGAUCGAGCAAGGGUCUUUGACUGUGGCUGGAACAUUCACAUCUUGUUAGAAGCGCAUCCACAAGCACAUACGACCAUAGGAUCAAGAAAAUUGAGGGUCCCGUCCGCUCCCCUGUUACACAAGCUUGAUACCGCCGAACUAGUAGUUGGGUCGGUGACGACCAGCGAAUCCUCGGUGUUGUAUGUUUUAUUUUUAUUUUUCGGCUUUCAUCAUUUUUGUCAUUUUUCCGGUCCUCGUUUGCUGCCACGUUGUCGUGGUAUUGCAGCACGACAGUGGGACAUCGCCAUCGGCUACCCUUCGCCAGAGUGGAGGUUUCCAUUGACUGGGUUUCGAUACAGUCUUUGCAUACAUGAUCAAUGAAACAGUCUCUUCCAAUUCCGUGGCUUGU
Molecule: messenger RNA, 1810 nt
Organism: Microdochium trichocladiopsis
Lineage: Eukaryota; Fungi; Ascomycota; Sordariomycetes; Xylariales; Microdochiaceae
Exons: 2
Coding region: 204-1310 (368 amino acids)
Molecular function (GO): oxidoreductase activity
Source: RefSeq, a predicted model, not a curated record